Apiotrichum porosum is the source of this 1413-nucleotide messenger RNA. RefSeq lists its product as uncharacterized. NCBI's taxonomy places the organism in Eukaryota, Fungi, Basidiomycota, Tremellomycetes, Trichosporonales, Trichosporonaceae. The coding region runs from base 1 to 1413 and encodes 470 amino acids. The record is from RefSeq and is a predicted model, not a curated record. Gene Ontology annotation, molecular function: zinc ion binding. Gene Ontology annotation, cellular component: nucleus. The transcript has 4 exons. Gene Ontology annotation, biological process: regulation of DNA-templated transcription.
AUGCCUGCACCACCAUGGGUCGCAAAGGGACUCUCUGAUAUCCUCGGUCUUGACACUGAGACAGUUCGCGAGGUCAUCGUUCCGGACCUCGAGGGAUACUCAAGCGAGGUCCGCCUGAGGGGACAUCUGCUGGACUUCCUCGGCACGACCCCCGAAGCCCGCGCCUUCUCUGACAAGUACACUUCCUUCCGCUUUCCCUCCUUGGCCAGCACCAGCACGCCGCGUAUCCUAACUCCCGACCCGGACCUCGUCAAGCCCAAAAAGGAGAAGAAGCCCAAGGCAUCCAGCAAGCCCGCCAGUGGACGCGCGACCCCGACCACCUCUACCGGCCCGCUCAGCGCCGAUGCACUCGCCAACGCCUUUGGGUCGGGCGGCCGCGUGUACCAGAAGCACCAGGACGACCUCUUCCCCAGCCGUGGAGGCAGUGCGAGCGGCGUUGCGAGGAGCACGCCGGGCAGCGGGGCGCACACUCCCGCGCCUCUGCGCCGUGGCGGCGCAAUCACGGUCGUCGAGUCCAAGGCCAAGGCCGCUGUUAGCAAGGACAAGGGCAAGUCGAAGGAAGACAAGAUCUGGGACUUGCCUAAGAGCGAGGAGACGAAGCGGCUGGAGGGCAUUGUGAGCGCUCUCCGUGCGGUGCAGUCUGGAGAAGGCAAGGCUGCCGUGCCCGACAAACCACCAUGUUUCUGCCAAGCUCGCGUCCACCCCAUCUCGACAUACACUCCGCAGUGCGCUGCGUGCGGUCUCAUUCUCUGCGAGCUGCAACCUGCUCACGCGGCAUGCCCGUCGUGCGCCCGGCCCACUCUCUCCCCGCCAGCCCUCGCGCGUCUCAUCCAGCGUGUGGAGGGCGACGUCGCUGCCCAACUCGUGCGCGAGGAAGAUGAACGCGAGCACGCCGAGCAGCUCCGCAAAGAGCGCCUCCUCGCCGAAAGCGGUGGCGGCGCGUUCCCUUCUCUCCCCGGCGGACCCGGUGGCGGCCGUGCGGGCCCCAGCGCGGCCGACGUGACUCGCCGCGUGCUUACCAUCGGCAAGCCCGCAAAGGGCAAAGGAAAGGGCAAGGCAACCAUCACGACCACGACGUACACUUCCGUGCCCAUGACCCCGUCCUCGUCGUCCAACCCGGGCACGCCGGCCCCUCCGCCCGACGACACGAUCCCGCGUCCCCGCUCCCCACCGCUCGAGGCCAAGCGUGUGGCCAAGGAGCUUGCCAAGGCGCUGGCAUGGCGCGAGGACAAUGACCGCCAGUGGGGUGACCCCAAGGCCGAGCGUCGCGGCGAGAUGUGGGAGUACAUCCCGCCCCUGCUCAUUGAGCUUCCCGGCGAGGAGGGCACGGGACGCCGCCGCCGCGCGAACAACAAGAAGAAGGCAGCAUCGGGGACUGGCAUGGAUGGCCGUGUGGUUGUCGGUGCGCGCUAA